GAGAGAGAGAGAGAGAGAGAGAGAGAGAGAGAGAGAGAGAGAAACGGGUCGUCUGUAUCAGGUCAGCUGGUUAAUUUGCUUGUUGGUGUUGAAUUGUUAGUUGUGUAGAGUAAGUGCUGGUGUUUAGAUCGUAUUGGACUCUCAUGAUGACGAGCUGACGGGAAAAUCUACUCCAGUUACAACACAGGCGUAAAAGACUUCAUAUUCCCAUUUAGCAAGGUGUCAACCGCUGAUAAUGAGUCUCCUGACACAACUCCGAUUGUUACUGUGGAAGAACUUUACUCUACGGAGGAGACAGAAGGUGCGCUUGCUAGUGGAGUUGGUUUGGCCUCUGUUCCUGUUCUUCAUUCUCGUGUCGGUCAGAUCCACCAAUAAUCCGGUUUAUAAAAGCCAGUGCCACUACCUCAAUAAGCCCCUCCCAUCAGCAGGUGUGUUGCCAUGGCUACAGGGCAUGCUGUGUAACAUGCAGAACCCGUGUGUGAGUUUCCCCACACCUGGCGAAGCACCUGGACAGGUGAACAACUUCGACAACUCCACAGUCACAAAGGUUUUGGUUGAAGUGCAGUCGCUCCUGGCGGAUCCCGCUCUCUUCAGCAGCGUCAAACUGAUCUCUGAGGAUAUCGGACGAUGGACGUCUGUCCUGCAGAAUGCAAACCCAGCCGCAGGUCAGUCGAUUCCGCUUUACAGUUUGCUGAGAACCAACGAGACGUUUUCUGAAUAUCUGACAAACAACCUUUCGGUGCCAAACACAACCACCGUGAGCCUGAUGAGGACGAAAGUUCGGCUCGGACAGGUGCUGCAGCUGCCUGCGGUGUCAGCUAAUGGAGAUCUGCGCUCGCUUCUCUGCGGCCCUUCGGUCGAUCGCAUCCUGGACUUUAAUUCAACCAAUCAGAAACAGGAGUUUCAGAACAUCACAUGCUCCCUGACAGCCAAUCAGCUUCUUCAAGCCAGACAAGUCUUCAUGCAGAAUCUGGACAACAUGAAGCUCCUGAAUGCACUUCCGCAAGCGCUGGGUCUGAACCGGCUCCAGGUGACCGCUCUGAUGGGCCAAACCAGCGCUCACAUCGCUCCGCUCAUGACCGGGAUGUCUAACUUCAGGUCUUCAGUGCUGCUGAGUGCAGUAGAAACGUUGGACUUCAGGUCGGAUCCGUUCGGGAGCCUCUCUCAACUGAUGUGUGGAACAGACUUUAACUUGACGAGCAGAGCUGCUGUGAGAAGUGCGUCGACAGAAUCAGACCAACAAAACACACGCGCUGCAACAGUCAACAACUCCACCACGACCAGCACCAACACCAGUGACUUCUGUAGAAACCUGACGGACACGCUGGAGAGCACCUCCGGUCUGCGUCUGCUCUGGAGGACCUUCCGGCCCUUCCUGCAGGGAAAGAUCCUCUACACGCCCGACACCAACGUCACACGCAGCAUCAUCACAGAGGCCAACCGCACAUUUGACGCGCUGGCUAAAGUGGGAGACCUGGCAGAGGCCUGGCUGCAGAAUGAAGACGUACUCUGGGCUUUCUUCAAUAACGGCACACAGAUCAACACUCUGAGGGCUCUUCUGAAGAACCCUGUGCUUGCAGCCGUUCUGGACCAGCAGCUGGAGGACUCUGGUCUGUCCUCAGCGUACAUCAGCAGCUUCCUGUUUAACGGCCCCGAGUCGGAGCGUCCCGCCGGGAUGCCAGCUUCUGACUGGCGUAACGUCUUCAACGCCACCAGCGGCGCAGCGCAGCAGAUCAUUCAGAUCCUCGCGGUGCGUCUUCAGCCUUCACUGCAGCUUCCUCCUGGGCUCUGUGUGUGUGUGUUUCCUCUCUUUGAUCUGGAUAAGUUUAAAGGAGUCAGCACUGAGGCUGUGCUGGUUGAGCAGUCUUCAAAGCUCCUGAGUCAGGACCGCUUCUGGGCCGGUCUGGUCUUCACAGAUCUGGACCCCAGUGACCCGCGGACCCCUCCACACAUCAGAUACAAGAUCCGCAUGGACAUCGAGGAGACCGAGAGGACAGACAAGAUCAAGGAGAGGUCCUGGUCCCCGUUGGCCCGAGACAACCCCUUUAAUGACCUGCACUACGUGAGAGGAGGCUUCGUGUACCUGCAGGACAUGGUGGACCGAGGAAUCAUUAAAGUGCAGACGGGAGUCAGUCAGCCGCUCGGCGUCUACGCGCAGCAGAUGCCGUACCCGUGUUACGUGGACGACGCCUUCGUUUCGUCCAUUGCCACCAUACUGCCCAUGUUCCUGGUGCUGGCCUUCAUCUACACGGCCUGCCAGACCAUCAAAGGCCUGGUUCUGGAGAAGGAGCUCCGUCUGAAGGAGGUUCUGCGGGUUGUUGGGGUUCGCAACUCUUCCAUGUGGUUCUGCUGGUUUAUAGAGAACAUGGUUCUGCUGACUAUUCCCUGUGCUUUGAUCUCAGUCAUGGUGAAGUAUGGAAAGGUUCUGCGAUACAGCGACCCGUCUGUGAUCUUUGUCUUCCUCCUGGUCUUCUGUGUGGCCACUGUCAUGCAGUGCUUUUUCAUCAGUGUGUUCUUCUCUCGGGCGAAUCUGGCAGCCGCCUGUGGGGGCCUCAUUUACUUCCUGCUCUACCUGCCUCAUGUGCUUUGCUACGCCUGGAGGGACGUCCUGGGCUUCGGCGCCAAGAUUGCCACGAGCCUGCUGUCGUGUGUGGCGUUCGGAUACGGCUGUGAGAAUUUCUCCCGUUAUGAAGAGCAGGGCAUCGGCAUUCAGUGGAGCAACAUCCGGGUCAGUCCGCAGGAGAACGACCGCUACUCCUUCAUCGUCUCCAUCUUCAUGAUGCUGUUCGACGCGUUCAUUUACUGGAUGCUCACCUGGUACAUCGAGAACGUGUUUCCGGGUCAGUAUGGCAUCCCGAAGCCCUGGUAUUUUCCCUUCACUUCUUCAUACUGGUGCGGGACUCCGGUGGGAUCUGAUGCCCAUCCUGACCUGCUUCAUGAGCUGGAGAAUCAGAGCGGUUACCUGGAAAAACCUCCGCCUGGGAUGAAGCCUGGAGUCUGUAUCAGAAACCUGGUGAAGGUCUAUAAGACGGGAAAUAAACUGGCUGUGGACGGACUCAGUCUGGACUUCUAUCAGGAUCACAUCACCUCGUUUUUAGGACACAACGGAGCUGGAAAAACCACCACCAUGUCGAUACUGACGGGUCUGUUCGCUCCCACCUCGGGUACGGCUUACAUUAACGGCUACGACAUCCGCUCGGACAUGGACACCAUCAGGACUCACCUGGGAAUGUGUCCACAACACAACGUCCUCUUCAACGAUCUAACAGUGGAAGAGCACAUUUAUUUCUACGCUCGUCUGAAGGGCCGGAGCUCUAAAGAGGUGAAGAAGGAGAUCGAUCAGAUGAUUCGAGACGUGGGUCUGCCUCACAAACGCAAAGACCUCGUCAAGAACCUCUCAGGUGGGAUGCAGAGGAAGCUGUCGGUCGCCAUCGCGUUCGUGGGAGGAUCCAAUGUUGUGAUUCUGGACGAGCCGACAGCGGGAGUCGAUCCGUAUGCACGCAGAGGCAUCUGGGAUCUGCUGCUCAAAUACAAAACAGGUCGUACCAUCAUCCUGUCGACGCAUCACAUGGAUGAAGCGGAUAUUCUGGGAGAUCGUAUCGCCAUCAUCUCACACGGCCGCGUCUGCUGCUGUGGCUCCUCGCUCUUCCUCAAGAAGAUGUACGGUAGAGGUUAUUACCUGACGAUCGCACGGGCCAAUCAGGAUCGAGUCAUGGCACAACGAGCCCCAUUGAUUAAAGAGUGUGAUAAGUUCAGUGUGGAUGAGGGCAUUUGCAGUGACAGCAUCAGCAGUCUGGACCCACCAGACGUGGCGGAUCUGAGUCGACUGGUGCGGCGGCACGUGCCGGAGGCCGAGUUUCUGGAGGUCGUAGGUCAAGAGCUGGUGUAUGUGCUGCCCUAUACAGGUGCCGCAAACGGCAGCUUUGCAUCUCUCUUUAAAGAGCUGGAUCUGGAGAAAAGCGCUCUGGCCGUCACCAGCUACGGGAUAUCAGACACGAGCCUGGAGGAGAUUUUUCUGAAGGUGGCCGAGGACACGGGUGUUGACAUGGAAUCUCAUGAUAAGAAAAAAACUCUUAAACAGAAGCGCAGAAGCAGCUCAAGGAUAUCAGGAAUACAGACUAUCAGCUCAGCACUGGAAUGCAAAGAUGCAAACGCUGUGAAAAAUGAUGCGAAGGUUAGAUUCACUAGACGCGUGGAGGACACCCAGCGGCCCAUGUGUGCGAAUGGCAAAGGCUCGUACGUCAUCAUGGGUUGGUCACUGAUCAAACAGCAGUUUUUAGCUCUUUUUAUCAAACGUUUCCAUCAUGCCCGCAGAAGCCGGAGGGGAAUCAUCGCUCAGGUUGUGAUGCCGGCGUUCUUCGUGUGUCUGGCUCUCAUCUUCUCUCUGAUUGUUCCUCCGUUUGUUGAAUAUCCCAAUCUGGAGCUUCAGCCCUGGAUGUAUGGAGCUCCACAGAAUACCUUCUAUAGUUUUGAUGAUCCUGCUGUAGAUCAGGUGGAGAGAGUGACGAAUGCUCUGCUCAGUUCACCAGGAUUUGGGACGCGCUGCAUGAGCCCCAACCCCAUACCUAAAUUACCGUGUAACCCAGCGGGAGGCACUGAUUGGUUCACUCCCGCGGUGACUCCGUCCAUCAGUGAGAUCUUUGAGAAGGGAAACUGGAGCAUGGAGAACCCGUCGCCAGACUGCCAGUGCGGCACACCGCAGCGCAGCAUCAUGCUCCCCGACUGCCCGUUAGGAGCCGGCGGUUUACCGCCACCACAGAGAACUCAGAACACCACAGACACCCUGCAGAACCUCACGGCCCGAAACAUGACCGACUUCCUGCUCAAGAACUACCAGAAAUCAGGAAAGAUACGGUACGGCGGGAUCUCGGUGGGCGGCGUGAACUCGCAGGUCAAACUCAAUGAAUCUGACAUUACAGCAGUGAUCGACGACUUCAAAUCAUUGCUCAACAUCUCGCAGCGUGCCAGAGUCUGGACGUCUGAUGGGAUUUUAAUGCUGCUUAGCUCUGUGAUGGACUGCUGGUCUGGCAUUCGCUCUCUCGUCUCAUCGUCUCUCUCUGUUGGCAGUAACGGUCGUUCUGAGCACAAUCUGGCCUUGCACGUUGAGAGCAAGGUGGAGUUGUUUCUGGUGGAGUUGGGCACCAGAGACAAUGUGAAGGUGAGCAGCAGUAUUUACAGUAUCAGUACAGUAUUGUCCAUUUAUGAUUUCUCGUUCCUGAAUGUGGCCAGUAACGGCGUUCUUAGAGGAAAUCUGCCAGCAGGACGACGAGAGCAAGAGUUCGGCAUCACAACAUUCAACCACCCACUGAACCUCACCAAAGAACAGCUCUCGUUUGCUGCACUGGCGACGACUUCUACGGAUGUGGUGGUGUCUAUCUGCGUGAUCUUCGCCAUGUCCUUCAUCCCGGCCAGCUUCGUCCUCUUCCUCAUCCAGGAGCGCGUCAGUAAAGCCAAGCACCUGCAGUUCGUGAGCGGCGUCAACCCCACCGUUUACUGGCUGGCCAACUUCGCCUGGGACAUGUGUAAUUAUAUCGUGCCGUGCAUCAUCGUCAUCAUCAUCUUCCUGUGUUUCCAACAAAAGUCAUACGUCUCUCCACCAAACCUGCCUGCCCUCAUCCUUCUGCUGGUGCUGUACGGGUGGUCCAUCACUCCGAUGAUGUAUCCCGCCUCCUUCCUGUUCAGUGUUCCCAGCACAGCGUAUGUGGUUCUGACCUGCAUCAACCUCUUCAUCGGCAUCAACGGCAGCGUGGCCACGUUUGUCAUGGAGCUCUUCGACGACCCGAAUAUAACCCGUAUCAAUGACAUAGUCAAGCAGGCGCUGCUGGUGUUCCCUCACUUCUGUUUGGGAAGGGGCCUGAUGGACAUGGCCAAAAACCAGGCGAUGGCCACCCUCUACCAAAACCUGGGUGAAGACCGCUUCGAAAAUCCUCUCAGCUGGAACAUGGUGGGCAAGAAUCUGUUUGCUAUGGCCAUUCAGGGGGGCGUCAUGUUCAGCCUGACCCUGCUCCUCCAGUACAAGUUCUUCUGCAAAUCCAUGUCGAUAAAGUCACUACCGACAUCUUCAGGCAAAGAGGAUGAAGACGUGGCUCUUGAGCGUGAACGUGUGCAGAGGGGCGGAGCCCAGAACGACCUGCUCCGAAUCUGUGACCUCACCAAGAUGUACCGUAAGAAAAAGACUCCAGCCGUGGAGAAAAUCUGUGUGGGUGUUCCUGCUGCAGAGUGUUUUGGUUUGCUGGGGAUCAAUGGUGCAGGUAAAACUACGACUUUUAAAAUGCUGACGGGAGACAUCAGCCCGACGGCCGGAGACGCUUUCCUGAACGGAUACAGCAUCCGCUCUGACCUGCAGUUGGUGCAGCAGAAUAUGGGUUACUGUCCGCAGUUCGAUGCGAUCGAUGAGCUUCUGACGGGACGAGAGCACCUGGAGUUCUACGCGCGACUCCGCGGGGUUCCCGAAAAAGAGGUUUCCAUGGUGGCUGAAUGGGGCGUUCAGAAACUGGGUCUUGUCAAAUACUCAGAGAAAUCAGCAGGAACUUACAGCGGCGGCAACAAGCGCAAACUCUCCACCGCCAUUGCUCUGAUUGGCUGCCCUCCUCUGGUCUUCCUCGACGAGCCCACCACCGGUAUGGACCCCAAGGCCCGGCGUUUUCUGUGGGACUGUAUCCUCAGCGUCAUUAAAGAGGGCAGAUCUGUGAUACUCACCUCUCACAGCAUGGAGGAGUGUGAAGCCCUCUGCACCCGCAUGGCCAUCAUGGUGAACGGACAGUUCAAAUGCCUGGGCAGCAUCCAGCACCUAAAGAGCAGGUUUGGAGACGGAUACACACUGAUCAUACGCGUGAGUGCAGAUCAGGCCGAUCUCUGCACAGUGGAGACUUUUGUGCAUGACACAUUUCACGGCAGCACUUUGAAAGAGAAACAUCACAACACUCUGCAAUACCAGAUCCCGCAGGGAGAGGGAGCCCUCGCACACAUCUUCAGCCAACUCAACAAACACCAGCAGCUCCUGCAUGUGGAGGAUUACUCUGUGUCCCAGACAACACUAGACCAGGUUUUUGUGAGUUUCGCGCGGCUGCAGCGUGAUGAAGAGGACGGAGCGUUUGAGAACGACGUGGAUCUGAAUGAUGAAAUGCAAACAUCAGUGACAUGAAUCAAACAUCAAUCAGCAGAAGCCAGGCACUUUACUAGAGUUAUUUAUUUAUUUGACAUCUAAAUAUCCAUGUAGGCCACCAAGAUUUGAAGAUGCAAAACGUCCAACCGAGAACAGAGAGAAAACCUUCAGGGAAAUCAGGAUCAUUUUUAUACAAAGUUUUUAUCAGUGAAAUAUGUCACAUUUGCACUGUGCAACAUUAUAUAUUUUUACUGUCUUAUGUCUGUACACAUUAUAUUUUUGCCAAAUGCAAAGAGAUUAUAAAUUUAAAUUUGCAGUGUGUAUUGUAACAAAAACUGAAGGACUAAUUCAUACUUUAUUUUGGGGAGAUUUAGGGUUUAUUUUUGACUUCAUAUCAAAGAACAGAAAGAGAUUUUAGCUUUAUUGUCAGUUUAUUUUCUAGUUGUCACUUGAACUUAUUGAAGGACCACAUGCAUUGAUUUUUGAUUAUGAAUCUCAGGACUAAAAUGUCAUGCACUUUAAAGCAGCGUUUCCCAACCUUUACUGUCUUACAUACCUGCACUACAACGCCAAUAAAGCUGAAGUAUGACCCAAUGUGGUAACACUUUAAAAUAACUUUCAUUUAUAAAUCAUUAACAAGCGUUAUGUACUGCAUACAUCAUUAGUUAAUAUAUAUUCACAUAGCUAGAAACAGGAGAUUAUGUUCUUGUUAUUGUUUCCUUAUGAACUUACCUAAUGAUUAACAUAUAUGAUUAUUUAAUGUAAAUUGAAAUGCUUAUAAAUGUCAGUAAACGUUUGUAUGAUCUUCAUUUAUUGGUCUUUGUUUGUUGUGUAGACCUCUAUUUAUGCAUCUUAACAAAUAAUCUAUUAAUCAUCUGUUCAUGUUUUUGCAGUACUCAAUCUAAAGUGGAAACUAUUUAUCAUUUGCAAAUGUUUAUAAAUGUUUAUUAAUCAUUAAUUCCUUCAUGAGCGGUCAUCUUGAUGGCAAUAAAAUGUCCCGAAAGACUUGAAUUUACCCUAUUCACACAUCUUUACUAAUCAUUUAUUAAUCAUCUGUUCAUGUUUUUGCAGAAGGCUAUCUAAAGUUGA
Molecule: messenger RNA, 8194 nt
Organism: Cyprinus carpio (common carp)
Lineage: Eukaryota; Metazoa; Chordata; Actinopteri; Cypriniformes; Cyprinidae
Product: phospholipid-transporting ATPase ABCA1-like
Exons: 51
Coding region: 236-7144 (2302 amino acids)
Biological process (GO): lipid transport; transmembrane transport
Cellular component (GO): membrane; intracellular membrane-bounded organelle
Molecular function (GO): ATP hydrolysis activity; ATP binding; ABC-type transporter activity
Source: RefSeq, a predicted model, not a curated record